CCGCCUCCUCCCGUCCUCUCGCGAGCUUGUCAUUCACAACAUUGCCUGCGUCCGAGGCAGCGGGGCCGCCGAGCGAACGGCGCACAGCGCGGAGUACACCCACGAGGAGAAGCCCGACAGCCCGCCCGGAGGCCUCCUCCCUUCGGCAUGCCCGCCCUUUAGCCCCCCCCCGCCCGGUCGGGAAGACUUUGCGCUGCGGCGUCGUUCGGCCGUCGGCUAACGCUUCAAGAUUGGAUUCCACUGAAGGACGCUGGCUCGCGUUGGCGUCGGCCGCGCUUCUCCGGCCUCCGGAGCGGACACCCCGGCGGCGGAGUCCGAGACCAGCACGCCCGCCGCCCGUCGUCGAGCCGCGCGGAUCUGCCUUUCGCCUUUGGCCAGGCGUCCAUGCGCGCAUCCCCGUGGCGCCGCCGUAUCCUCCAAUGAACGCGGGGCUGCUCCGCCGUAGCUCAGCAGCCUCAGCGUCGCGCGGCCGAGUCCUCGCGGGAUGCCGUCGUCGGCGCGAGCGGGGAGCCUGAAGGACCCCGAGGUGGCCGAGCUCUUCUUCAAGGAAGACCCCGAGAAGCUCUUCUCUGACCUGCGGGAGAUCGGCCAUGGCAGCUUCGGCGCCGUCUACUUUGCACACGACGUGCGCACCAACGAGGUGGUGGCCAUCAAGAAGAUGUCGUACAGCGGGAAGCAGUCCAACGAGAAGUGGCAGGACAUCAUCAAGGAAGUGAAGUUCCUCCAGAGGAUCCGACACCCCAACAGCAUCGAGUACAAAGGAUGUUACCUGCGCGAGCACACGGCCUGGCUGGUGAUGGAGUAUUGCCUGGGCUCGGCCUCGGACCUCCUGGAAGUUCACAAGAAGCCUCUGCAAGAAGUGGAGAUCGCCGCCAUUACCCACGGUGCGCUGCAGGGGCUGGCCUACCUGCAUUCGCAUAACAUGAUCCACAGGGACGUGAAGGCGGGAAACAUCCUGCUGACGGAGCCGGGGCAGGUCAAGCUGGCCGACUUUGGCUCCGCCUCCAUCGCCUCGCCCGCCAACUCCUUCGUGGGGACGCCAUACUGGAUGGCACCCGAGGUGAUCCUGGCCAUGGACGAGGGCCAGUACGACGGGAAGGUGGACGUCUGGUCUUUGGGGAUUACGUGCAUAGAACUAGCCGAGAGGAAGCCCCCCUUGUUCAACAUGAACGCCAUGAGUGCCUUGUACCACAUUGCGCAGAACGAGAGUCCCACGCUGCAGUCCAGCGAAUGGACGGAUUACUUCCGCAACUUCAUCGACUCUUGCCUGCAGAAAAUCCCGCAGGACCGCCCGCACUCGGACGACAUGCUCGGCCACGUGUUCCUGCAGCGCGAGCGUCCCGACUCGGUCCUGAUGGACCUCAUCAUGAGGACCAAGGACGCUGUGCGCGAGCUUGACAACCUGCAGUACCGCAAGAUGAAGAAGAUCCUCCUGCAGGAGGCCCACAACGGACCGGCGCAGGAAGCCCCCGACCCGGACGAGGAACUGGAGGCGGGUGGCGGGCGCACGGGCACGGUGAACAGCGUGGGCAGCAACCAGUCCAUCCCCAGCACGUCCAUCAGCGCCAGCUCGCAGAGCAGCUCCGUCAACAGCCUCAACGACGCGGCGGCGAUGACGGCGACGCACGACAGCCGCAGCGAGCUCGAGCUCAUGGACGGAGACCACACGGUCAUGUCCAACAGCUCCGUCAUCCACCUCAAGCCCGACGAAGACGGCGAGACGUUCUCGGGGGAGCAGGCGUCCGGCGCUCAGCCUUCGGAACCGGCGGCGGCUCCCAGGAAGCAUCAGCGCAACAGAGAGCACUUUGCCACCAUCCGCACCGCCUCCCUGGUGACGCGCGAGAUGCAGGAGCACGAGCAGGACUCGGAGCUGCGCGAGCAGAUGUCGGGUUACAAGCGGAUGCGGCGGCAGCACCAGAAGCACCUGAUGGCGCUGGAGAACAAGCUGAAGGGCGAGAUGGACGAGCACCGGCUGCGCCUGGACAAGGAGCUGGACGGCCAGAGGAGCGGCUUCGCCCAGGAGAUGGACAAGCUGCUCAAGAAGCACCACGCCGCCCUCGACAAGGACCUGAAGACGUUCAGCAACGACGAGAAGAAGUUCCAUCAGCACAUCCAGGUGCAGCAGAAGAAGGAGCUCAGCAGCUUUCUGGAGUCGCAGAAGCGCGAGUACAAGUUGCGCAAGGAGCAGCUCAAAGAGGAGUUGAGCGAGAACCAGUCGACUCCAAAGAAGGAGAAGCAGGAGUGGUUGUCCAAGCAGAAGGAGAACAUCCAGCACUUCCAGGCGGAGGAGGAGGCCAACCUGCUGAGGCGGCAGAGACAGUACCUGGAACUGGAAUGUCGCCGCUUCAAGCGCAGGAUCCUCAUCGCCAGGCACAACGUGGAGCAGGACCUCGCCCGAGAGGAGCUGAACAAGCGUCAGACGCAGAAGGACCUGGAGCACGCCAUGCUCCUCAGGCAUCACGAGUCCAUGCAGGAGCUGGAGUUCCGGCACCUGGCCGCCAUCCAGAAGGCCCGCGCCGAGCUCAUCCGCACGCAGCACCAGACGGAGCUGACCAACCAGCUGGAGUAUAACAAGAGGAGAGAACGAGAACUCCGCCGCAAACACUUCAUGGAGGUCCGGCAGCAGCCCAAGAGCCUCAAGUCUAAGGAGCUCCAGAUCAAGAAGCAGUUCCAGGAGACGUGCAAGACUCAGACGCGUCAGUACAAAGCGCUGCGCAACCACCUCCUGGAGAGCACGCCCAAGUGCGAGCACAAGGCGCUGCUCAAGAGGCUGAAAGAGGAGCAGACCCGCAAGUUGGCCAUCCUGGCCGAGCAGUACGACCACUCUAUCAACGACAUGCUGUCCACGCAGGCCCUGCGUCUGGACGAGGCUCAAGAGGGCGAGUGUCAGGUCCUGCGCAUGCAGCUGCAGCAGGAACUGGAACUACUCAACGCCUACCAAAGCAAAAUCAAAAUGCAGACGGACGCUCAGCACGACAAAGAGCGGCGAGACCUGGAGCAGCGAGUCAGCCUCAGGAGGGCGCUGCUGGAGCAGAAGAUCGAGGAGGAGAUGCUGUCCCUUCAGAACGAGCGUUUGGAGCGCAUCCGUUCCCUCCUGGAGCGGCAGGCCCGCGAGAUCGAAGCCUUCGACUCGGAGUCCAUGCGGUUGGGCUUCAGCAACAUGGUCCUGGCCAAUGUGGGCCCCGACUCGCAGGGGGGCUGGGGCGGCGGGGGGAGCAACUGGCCCGCCGGAGGGGGCGGAGCGGCCGGGGGGCACCGCGGUCACCAACAGCAGGGCGGACCCCGGCAGCACUGGGGCCAGGCCGCCGCGGCCGGGGCGCCGCCCCCCUGGAGCCUCCAUCACCCGGUGGACGGCGGCCAGAGGGGCGGCGCGGGGGCCGGGGUGGCGAGGAGCAGUCCGCAGGCCCUGAGGAGGACGUCAUCCGGGGGGAGGAGCGAACAGAGCAUGAGUAGAAGCGCUAGCAUCGCCUCCAACGCCUCACACCUCUCCUACACCUGACGCGUCCGAUGCGGCUCGCAGGAAGUGGCAGAAACUCAAAAGCCGGAUCUGAGAUUCAAAGUCUGCUAGGUAGGCCGAAUUUCCAGGUAGCGGGUACUGAAGGCAAAAAAAAAAAAAAAAAAGAAAAAGAAAUCUGACAUUGACUUAGUCCUCCUCACCAGUAGUUGGUGCUAGUCCCGCGCUUCUGGGGAAAAAAGGCCUUUGUUCACUGAAAUUUGAUGUAUCAAAAGUACUCGUGGCAGUGAAUAUUCAAGAGACUCCAAACUAGUAUCAUUCUGGAAAAAAAGUGCUAAUCGAACAUCCCGACUGCUAGCUUCGUUAAAUAAAGACAAAAGCACUCUGCUAGCAACCGCAUGGUAACAUCGUGUUCCUUUCGCAUUAGCGUCACGUCUGCCACGUUAGCACCACGCUCAAGCCAUUUCAUUGUCAUUUUUGUGUCAUGACUGCCGUGUUAGCAUCAUCCUAGUCCAACAUCAGUGCCAUAUUAAUCGCGUUAGCGUCGUACUUGCGUUUUUCUGCCAUGUCAGCGCCACGCUAAUGUCUCGCAAGUGUUAUACCGUCAUGUAUGCCAAGGUAGCGUCGAGAGCACACUGAUCCUGCUAUCAUCGUCGUAACGUCCUCGCUGCCAUCUUAGUGUUAACACCGCUAUUACCGAUACGCUAGUUUCUGUUCAGCAUUAUAUUAGCGUCAAGUCUGCCAAACUAGUGUCAGAAUUUCGCUAGUGUCCUGUUAGCUUCCCGUCUGUCUGCGUCAGGACAAAAAAAAAAAAAAAAAGGCGCAUCGUUCCGAUGUUAGCUGUUGACUUUCCACCAAGUCCUGCGUUAGCCUUAUUCACCGCAACACUCUAAGAACACGUUAUUAAUAAUUUGACAAUAAUUCCCAAGUCUGACAUAUUUUGGUCACUUAAUGCCAAAAGUUGACCGGCCUCUCUAACAACUGAGAAACUGAAAUGCGUUUUACGACAAAAAUCUUCACGUACUCGUCCACAGAAACGGUGGAAACGACGAGUCGUUUACCCAACAGAGACGACAUUACGCAACAAGAAUACUUGUCAGACUCGAACAUUUGGACUUUUCUGGCUUCAUCAAUGCGCGCGCAGAGGAGGCCACGCUGCGAUUGGCUGCUGCGCUCCUCAUAGCUUCCUUACCGCGCGACUUUGCUAGCUUCUGAUUUUCCCACGUCCUACUUUGUUAGCCUCCCGCCGUCCCAGUCGGACCUCCUCUGGGGUGACGCCCUGCUCCGCCUGUCACCUACCCCACCACCGUCGCUCCCAUUUAGCGGCUUCCUCCUGUCAAUCAAAGUGUAUAUAAUGUACAUGAAGAUAACGAUCGAGUGGCGUCACAGGUGCAAAUGUACAGUCGAACAUGUUCAUAUUGUAAAUUGUGUCAAAAGGUUUAACGGGGAAAUUUACGGACAAAACCACGGCGGGGGUCGCACGGGCCGAAGCGCCUGCGGUGUUCUUCGCCGUCGUUGGCGGAAAAUAGGCCGGGAGGUCACGUUGCACAAAAGACAAGUUGGGAAAAUUGGAAGAAUGUUGCCAUUCGCUUUGUUUUUUUGUUGGAGGACGACGACUGGAUAAAGAAUUCUGUAAUAAACAGUAUUUUUUUUGUA
Messenger RNA from Syngnathoides biaculeatus (alligator pipefish), 5110 nucleotides. RefSeq names its product serine/threonine-protein kinase TAO1-like. Bases 485 to 3499 code for a protein of 1004 amino acids. The record is from RefSeq and is a predicted model, not a curated record. Gene Ontology annotation, molecular function: ATP binding; protein kinase activity. Gene Ontology annotation, biological process: execution phase of apoptosis; protein phosphorylation. The transcript is spliced from 21 exons. NCBI's taxonomy places the organism in Eukaryota, Metazoa, Chordata, Actinopteri, Syngnathiformes, Syngnathidae.